Molecule: messenger RNA, 2869 nt
Organism: Sorex fumeus (smoky shrew)
Lineage: Eukaryota; Metazoa; Chordata; Mammalia; Eulipotyphla; Soricidae
Gene: CTSC
Product: cathepsin C
Exons: 7
Coding region: 25-1422 (465 amino acids)
Cellular component (GO): lysosome
Molecular function (GO): cysteine-type endopeptidase activity
Source: RefSeq, a predicted model, not a curated record
GGCUCGGCGCUCUGCUCUUGUGCCAUGGGUACCCUGCCGGCCUCGCUGUUCGUCGUGCUCCUGCUCCUCCUGUGUGCUGCGGUCCCCGCGCGCGGCGACACGCCCGCCAACUGCUCGUACCCCGACCUGCUGGGCACCUGGGUGCUGCAGGUGGGCGCCCCGCGCGGGCAGCGCCUGGCCAACUGCUCGGCCGUGGGACCGCCAGAAAAAAAAGUAGUAGUGCACCUUAAGAAAUUGGAUACAGCAUAUGAUGACUUUGGUAAUUCCGGCCAUUUCACCAUCAUCUACAAUCAAGGUUUUGAGAUUGUGUUGAAUGACUACAAGUGGUUUGCCUUUUUUAAGUAUAAAGAAGAGGGCGGCAAGGUCACCAGUUACUGCCAUGAGACGAUGCCUGGUUGGGUCCAUGAUGUGCUGGGCCGGAACUGGGCUUGCUUCACCGGAAGGAAGGUGAAUGCUCACUCUGAGAAUGUGAACGUGGAUAUGAUACAUCCUCCGACUCUGCAGCAAAAGGAAAACUAUUCUAACAGGUUAUACAAAUAUAAUAACAACUUUGUGGAAACCAUCAAUGCUGUUCAGAAAUCCUGGACCGCAACCACAUACGGGGAGUAUGAGACACUUACCCUGAGAGAAAUGAUGCGGAGAGCAGGUGGCCACCGCCAGAGUCACCCAAGGCCCAAACCUGUGCCAUUGACUGCAGAAAUGCAUGCAGAGACUUUACAGUUGCCAGCAUCUUGGGACUGGAGAAAUGUCCAUGGUACUAAUUUUGUUAGCCCAGUUCGAAACCAAGGUACUUGUGGAAGCUGCUACUCAUUUGCUUCUAUGGGCAUGCUUGAAGCCAGAAUUCGCAUACUAACCAAUAACUCUCAGACCCCAAUCUUGAGUCCUCAGGAGAUUGUUUCUUGCAGCCCAUAUGCUCAAGGCUGUGAAGGUGGAUUCCCAUUCCUCAUUGCAGGAAAAUAUGCCCAGGAUUUCGGGCUGGUGGAAGAGAACUGCUACCCCUACACAGGUGUUGAUUCCCCAUGCAAACAGAGGGAAAACUGCAUCCGAUACUACACGUCUGAAUACCACUAUGUUGGAGGGUUCUAUGGGGGCUGCAAUGAAGCUCUGAUGAAGCUAGAGCUGGUCCGCCACGGGCCCAUGGCUGUUGCUUUCGAAGUUUAUGAUGACUUCCUCCACUACAGAAAGGGGGUCUACCAGCACACAGGGCUGAGAGACCCUUUCAAUCCCUUUGAGCUGACUAAUCAUGCUGUUCUGCUGGUGGGCUAUGGCACUGACCCCCACACUGGGCUUGAUUACUGGAUUGUUAAGAACAGCUGGGGCACUGCUUGGGGUGAAGAUGGGUACUUCCGCAUCCGCAGAGGGAACGAUGAGUGUGCCAUUGAGAGCAUAGCCAUGGCAGCCACUCCCAUCCCUAAGUUAUAGGGUUGUCUUCAAGCCAACAACCAUCCAUCAUAAAAGAGAAUCCAUUUCUUCCCAGGCUGGAGACAUAUCAGUUUCUGAAGAGUGCAAAUAGGUUCUAAUCAGGACUUUUACUCAUAAAAUUAAAAGGCAUCCUUGAUUUUAUUAUACUUUCCCAUUAAGCCCAUGUUUUUUAAAUAUUAAAUGAGUUUUCUCUGAUUGUGCAGAAAUAAAUUUUUUAAUUAUUCAAAUUCAAACAGAUACUAUAUAUUUUUAAUGUAUGUGAAAGACUGAUUAUUUUUCAAUUGUAAAAAUUAAAAAAUGUGAGUUAUUUUUAAAGAUUUUUAAAUGUCAAAGAUUUUAUAAAUGUUCAGGUGGCAUAUAGUAUGGAAUUUAUGUGUCUUAGAGAUGUUUUACCAUUGACUCUUUUGAUUAGAUUUACUUGUUACUUAUCUAAGUACUUAAAAAAUAAAAAGCAUUUGAGGGUAUUUUAAUUUAAAAAAUAAAACUUAGGGGCCCAUGACGAUACUGCAAUGGAUAAUGUGUUUGCCUUGCAUGCACCUGACCUGGGUUUGAUCAUAUGGUGCUCUGAGCUAUGCAAGGAGUAAUUUCUGAGUGCAGAACCAGCAGUAACCCCUGAGCAUUGCCAGGUAUGAUCCAAAAAGCAAAAAAUAAAUAAAAUAAAACUUUUAUGGUAGAGGAUACAUUCAGUUGAUUAUUGAAUCUUAAAGUCUUAUCCAAGAUGUAUGAUAAGCCAGAGGCUGUGGAGCAAAGAAACAAAGUUUGAUAAAUAUAUGGAUAUUGAUUAAACUUUUUUAAUAGUGUAUAAAAAGUCUUGUUUCGUCUUCACUGGGUGAGCCAUAAUAGCUUAAAUGGUCAAAAGUAAAUCUCAAGCUGAAGAUUUGGGCAGAUCAUUAGGCCCUCCAAAAGAUAUUCACAAUGGUUUUAACCUGUAUUCUGAACCAAGAAAUGGCAUCUAUUAGAAGAAAUAGGAUUAAAGCACAUUUCAUAUUUGAAAAUGUUACCUUGGUGUACAUUCUUCGUGUGUGUUUCUAAUAUCUCAGUUCUGCUUUACAUUGCAGUCCACUGCAAAGACAAAAUUCUUGAAAUGAGGCUCCAGAAUUUACUUCAUAUUUACAAUGUGCCUUUUUGGUCUCCUGACACAUUCCCACAUAGCCUUGGUCUUUCCCCCGCAGAGACACCAGACCCUCUGCAUGGUAGGCUUAGUUGGAGCCCUUACCAUCUGGGAGGCUUUCUAGGUGAUUUAUGCUCUUGUUUUGUUUGUUUUUCAUUUUUAUUUCUGGAAGUUGAACCCAUGUAAAUUGUGUGCUGUAAUAUUGAUCUACAUUUCUGAUCCUGAGGAGGCAUUAUUUCGUUCUUACUGUUACUGAUAUGACAUCAUUUGAUUCCUAUUCCAUUCCUUAUCGCUAUGGUAAAUGAUACACUUUGAAGUCAAAAGUGAAUUUGUUGU